This is a messenger RNA of Talaromyces stipitatus ATCC 10500, 471 nucleotides long. RefSeq lists its product as uncharacterized. The transcript has 2 exons. Bases 1 to 471 code for a protein of 156 amino acids. The record is from RefSeq and is a predicted model, not a curated record. NCBI's taxonomy places the organism in Eukaryota, Fungi, Ascomycota, Eurotiomycetes, Eurotiales, Trichocomaceae.
AUGGCGCGUAAAGGCCCUGGUACAGAUGGCCCUCUACAGACAGCCCUACUGGAAUCAACAUCUACAGCUACAAUAAGAGCUUCUGAAGGACAGAAGAUCUUCAGCCCUAUAGCUGUAUUCCUUGAUAAACACCGCAGCCAAACCACCGGCCUUGCCCCUCACCUACUGAGAGCCCUCACCGCUCUAAGUGAUGACCUCGCCCAAGUAGCCCAACAACAUUUCAACGCCUAUAUCAGCGCCCCUGUUAAAAAGCCUAUGCCUCUGGCCAAACAACCCCUCCCCGACAACCGGCUCUUCAUACACCUCCCAGCUAACCAUGUAGCUAGAAAAAUGGAAGCCUACACUAUCUAUUUUAGCCUACGGUCUCAACUAAACUCAAACAGUGCAGCACUAAAAGAAGUUCAAGCUAUAAAGACUGGCUUUGCACUAUGCCCCUCAUCUCCAGAAGCCCUCCUAGCCCUUAAGACCUAA